CAGGAAAACAAAAUGGAUACCCCUUGCUCAUCCGGCUCCUCACCACCGGACCUCACCAUUUCUACCACUAAAAAGUGCCCGGUUUGCUAUAAGCCGCCCCAUGGGAUUCAUUUCGGAGCGUACACCUGUCGAGCUUGUGCGGUGUUUUUCAGGAGAUUCGGAGCUUCAAACAAUCUCAAGCCAUGUAAAAAGAACAAUGUUUGCGAUUUUUACAAAAAUGGAUAUGUGAGCUGUAAAAAGUGUCGAUUAAAAAAAUGCUUCGAAAUUGGGAUGAAAAUUGAGAACUUUCAAUUCGAAAGGGACCCAUACAAGAGAAGUUCAAUAUGCAUCAGUCUAGCUGGAAGAAUUCCACCGACGCUUGAAACAUUCCUUGCUCGACCAAGCUUUAUAAUUCUCACUGCUCCACCAAAAGAUGCACAAAAUCCCAAGGUCUAUAUCGAUGUCAAAUUUUUGAUUGACAAGUCCUACGGGGAGUUACUAAAGGGCAUUGAAACACCUAUUCAAACGUCGAAUAUUUUGAAAAAGCUGGCUUUGGGUUUACAGCAAGUCCGGGGGUCUCAGAGAAAAGUAACGAAACGGCUAGAAAAAUUCGGAAAAGAUGAAAUGUUUGCAAUGUGGGAAAAUGAUAUGCUGAAAGUUGCCAAGUGGUUCACCUACUUUGAAGAUUUUCAACAGUUUUCUUCGGAAUUUCAGAUAGAGAUUAUUAAAAAAGUUUGGAUUGUCUGGAAUGGUUUGGAAAAGCUGGCAACUACCGCCAAAAUGAGAAAGCGGAUGAAUUGUGAUGAUAUUCUUAUGGUAUUACAAAUGGAAAAUGAUCUAGUGGCUUGUGGGAAGUCGGUAGAGUUCGACUUAUCUUGGUGCUCAAAUUACAAAGCGGAGCAGUUUGCAUUCAUCGAUUCAAAUUGGAACAAACAUGAAGAGCUGCUGGAAUUGAUGGUACAACUCAACCCAACAGAUGAGGAACUUUGUUACAUGCUAUGUCAUUUGUGUUUCCAACAAAUUAGCAAACAAUGUGACGGGCAAAUACUUGAAGCCGUUGAGCAAUUUCAAGAUUCUAUAUCAAAUCAUUUACACGACUAUUACUUGAACCAUUUGUCCCGCCCGAAUUAUUCCGGAAGGAUUGCUGCUUUGAUGAAGCUUAAUAGUAUUGCUCAGCAAUUCAUCUACCAAGACCAAAUAAAUGUGGAGAUUUUGAAAGUGUUCGAAGUGUUUUUUGUAAACUUUUCCCAUCCGGAAUUAUUUAUGAACUACCAAUAACGAAUUCAUAAUCUGUAAAUAAACACCUAUAUUCUUGGCACAUUUUUGCUCUUUUUCUAAAGUACCAAGUGCUCUUCGCACCUAUUGUUUGCACUACAAACUACACU
Caenorhabditis elegans is the source of this 1364-nucleotide messenger RNA. RefSeq names its product Nuclear Hormone Receptor family (gene nhr-202). NCBI's taxonomy places the organism in Eukaryota, Metazoa, Nematoda, Chromadorea, Rhabditida, Rhabditidae. Gene Ontology annotation, cellular component: nucleus. The transcript has 8 exons. The record is from RefSeq and is marked reviewed. Gene Ontology annotation, biological process: DNA-templated transcription; regulation of DNA-templated transcription. Gene Ontology annotation, molecular function: DNA-binding transcription factor activity; sequence-specific DNA binding; RNA polymerase II cis-regulatory region sequence-specific DNA binding. The coding region runs from base 13 to 1257 and encodes 414 amino acids.